Messenger RNA from Sphaeramia orbicularis (orbiculate cardinalfish), 3512 nucleotides. It is a transcript of the gene rnd1b, whose product is annotated as Rho family GTPase 1b. Gene Ontology annotation, molecular function: GTP binding; GTPase activity. Gene Ontology annotation, biological process: small GTPase-mediated signal transduction. Lineage: Eukaryota; Metazoa; Chordata; Actinopteri; Kurtiformes; Apogonidae. The record is from RefSeq and is a predicted model, not a curated record. Bases 120 to 818 code for a protein of 232 amino acids. The transcript has 5 exons.
UCCUCUGAGAACCAGCCACCGGGACGCUCUGUUACACUGGGACGUUUUCUGGCUUCUUCUGCUGCUUAUUUUUGGCAUUUUUUUAAAAUUUCCCAAAAGACUGGACCGUCCUUAUAACCAUGAAGGAAAGGAGAAAUACACAGCCGCUGGUGGUGAGAUGUAAACUGGUUCUGGUAGGAGAUGUUCAAUGCGGAAAAACGGCGAUGUUGCAAGUCCUUGCCAAGGACUGUUAUCCAGAGACCUACGUGCCCACGGUGUUUGAAAACUACACAGCCUGUCUGGAGCUGGAGGAGCAGCGCGUGGAGCUGAGUCUGUGGGACACUUCAGGGUCUCCAUACUAUGACAAUGUGAGGCCCCUGUGCUACAGUGACUCAGAUGCAGUGUUGCUGUGUUUUGACAUCAGUCGCCCGGACACUGUGGACGGCAGCCUGAAAAAGUGGAAAACUGAGAUCCUAGACUUUUGUCCAAGCACACGCAUCCUGCUGAUCGGCUGUAAGACCGACCUGCGCACAGACGUCUGCACGCUGAUGGAGCUGUCCAAUCAGAAACAGACUCCCAUCGCCUAUGAGCAGGGCUCUGCGAUGGCCAAGCAGCUGGGUGCAGAGGCUUACCUGGAGUGCUCAGCAUUCACCUCAGAGAAAAGCAUCCACAGCGUCUUCCGUACGGCCGCGCUGGCCUGCAUCAACAAGCUGCAACCCCUCCCAAAGCCCAGCCCCACCCGUCGCCUCUCCAAAAGACUUCUCCACCUGCCCAGCAAGUCAGAUUUGCUCUCCUCCACCUUCAAGAAGGAGAAGGCUAAGAGCUGCUCAGUCAUGUGAGUGGAGACGUAUUGGGUUACACCUCUCACAUGCGACCCCCUGCCCCCUGCCUCUUUGGUCUCGGGGAAGGGGGGGUGGGCACGAUGGCUUUAUCAGGGCAUCCUGCUGAAUCCUUCCCUCACCCCCCCAGAAACCAAACACCCGUCAGAAGAGGUGGACACCUCGCUGUCCACUUGCUCCUGAACCUUUUAGCGCACAUCCAUCUUUUUCCACAACUGUUAAUCUUGCUUUUGAACAAACAGUAUUAGUCAAGGUUUGAUCAUCAAGCUACCAUUUCUCACCUGUUAACAGUAUGCAACUACAAUGGUGUUACAUCUGUUUUUACUCUCUCUAGGCACAUGUUGAUUUUGUCCAAAUUGGAAGUGUGCAACGUGUGACGUUUAAUAUUGAUGUAAAUGCCUCUCAGACAAUUCAGUGGAUAUUUUUCUAAAAACAAAAAUAAAUCUAGCAUGAAACUGUCAGGAAUUAGCAGAAUCCUGAACAUCCCUCUUAGUAAGGUCUGUGAGGUAUGAAAUAGCUUGUCACUGGUGUCCCCAUUUAGGCCUGUGAAAGUGCAGAGAUGUACAGCGGUAGAGGAAGAGUGGGACAAGCUACAGUGAGAGCUAUUACAUGGAAGGCUGUUCUCAUUGUCUCAGUGGCGAUGAGAGCGCAGAUAUGAGUGAUCUGUGAGCGCAGACCGCCGUGCAGACAGCAGUGUAGACUAUAUCAACCUGCAUGGAUUGUUGAUGCCUGGUUGUGUAGCUCUGGACAGCUCCACAGGCUUUUAAGUGGACUGAGAGGAGGCUUCACUCAAACAUAAAGGGAAGUUAAGCUGGGCUUCCAGUGUCACUGUUGUCACAGCUGGAGACUAUUUUAAAAUACUGGUGACAGAGCAGACACAAUUUAAUAAGGUAAAGAAAAAAUACUUUGGUUGUAAUCAGGAGCAUAAUUACAAAUGAUUUGACGCCGAGCUGUCAUGUGAUAUUUUCGAUGAUGUGGCUGCCAACUGGCACCAGCCCGGCUGCUCAUGGGAAAAUCUGGGUCGUAGAUUUCAAUAGUCUUUGGAAUAGAUUUGUAGCAUUGCAUUGUUGACAGCUUUUCAGCAAUUCUUAAAUGGUAUGCAGUUCUGAAAAAUGCCUUUCAUAUCAUGGUCCCAGAAGUUAUUUCAGAAUUUUUUGAACUAACGUGCCUGUGGGUUUCUCUCAUUUGCAACAAUCCAAUGUAGCACUCCCAAUGACUCCCCUGAUUCUAUACUCUUCCAAGGUUUCUCUUCUUUCUGUGUCGUACACUCUUGUUAAUCUAUUGAUCUCCAAUAAGCAGCACUUACUGUAGGAUACAGUGAAUAUGGAGCAAAAAUUGGACCCUUUUCCUGAGCUUAAAUCUUUGGCUUCAUGGUUAUGUGUGUGUGCAGCAUUGAUCUCUGUGCUUUUAACCAUAAAGCAAUAAUGAUUUAAGUGCUUGUGAUGCAAGGUAACCUGUGUGGCAAUAAAAAUGCAGCUUUGUGAUAAAUGUCAUGCUCUAAUGCUCCACGGACAUCCAUGUAAUCGACUGAAACCAUAUCUGCUGUACAAACAGGCUGUUGAUCUGUGUUUGCCCCUCAAUGUAUGGUAUAUACAAUAACCAAUGACAACAUUGUGCUAUGAAAUAGAUCAAGGGAUGGGAAUGAGAGGGAACAAAUAUCUAGAACUGAAGAUGCUAGUCAGUUUUACAUAAUCAUAAUACAGAGUAAGGAGGUAGUAGAACUCAAAUAAGUUGCUUCAAUAACUUGACAGUGCAGCAUAUGCUUUUAACAUUGGGAAUCUACUUUGAAACCUUCAAAGUCUAACAAUCAUCUUGUAAAAAGGGCUAGUGCGUGGAAAAAAGGAAGUAAUGUGGGGCUUAGAAGAACAUGUGAAAUCAAAUGCACAGGCUGGCCCUGUCCAAAGAAAGCUAUUUUUCCAUUUUUUUUUUUUUUUUUUUUGUAGUUAGUGUCUGUUUUGUUAAUUUCUCUUCUGUUUAUUAUAUUUAAAAGCAUGAUGUGAGUCGUAUGUUGUUUUGGGAAUAUCUUCAUGAGGCGGCUGUAGUGUCUUUAUGAAGCUGUGGGCUGCCCUCGGUAGUCAGAGGAACCAGAAGUGGUGAUUUGCACAAAAGCUUCCAGUUCAUGGUCACACACCGAAUUCCUCAGCAUUGCCUAGCAACAAUUCAGUGUAGGAAACGGAGACCAACUCUCAGUUUGGUUCUGUGGACCAAGAGGGUUGGCUAAAAAGCAGACAUCCUCACAUCCAUUAUAGCAUCAGUUAUAUGCAUUAAUUGCGAGCUUGUACAAAGAUAUGUCUCAGUCCUUUUUCUUUGGGUAAGGAAGCUUAUACCAGGAUGUAUCGUUCUGAAGACGGAAUAGAUGUGUGGCUCAUGGACCAUGUCAGUUAAUAUGCAGCCUUUGUGUUGUAGUCAGUGUGUGGUACAAUGGUGCAGUCAAACUCCUAAGCAUGUCCUCUAUUAAAGUUGUAUGAUUGUACAUACCGUCUCUUGUUUUAUAAUCAUUGUAAGACAUCUUCAGGGAUGUCACAUGAAAAUGUUGUUGUAAAUGUGAAUAUUUAUUUGGUAGCUAUUUUGGCCUUUUUUUGGUUGACAUGUACAUUUGUUUUAAAUCUGUUUUGUAAAUUUGACCUUCUUUUUCUUUUUUGUUUGGAUUUUUUGCCAUGUUAAAUAAAGCUUGCCUUGUUCGGCACACUUGAA